Exophiala xenobiotica is the source of this 2130-nucleotide messenger RNA. RefSeq lists its product as uncharacterized. The record is from RefSeq and is a predicted model, not a curated record. Gene Ontology annotation, biological process: regulation of transcription by RNA polymerase II. NCBI's taxonomy places the organism in Eukaryota, Fungi, Ascomycota, Eurotiomycetes, Chaetothyriales, Herpotrichiellaceae. The transcript has 2 exons. Gene Ontology annotation, cellular component: mediator complex; core mediator complex. Gene Ontology annotation, molecular function: transcription coregulator activity. The coding region runs from base 143 to 2047 and encodes 634 amino acids.
CUAUCUUUCGCCAUGAUCAAAAGCAAUAUCAGUACGAUGAGAUACGCAUCAAGAUAACGGCUUGACCUAUUGCCAAAUCCUUCGCGUCAUCUGCCCAUCAUGUUCGUAUCUGAGGGAUAACAGAUUUAUCAAGCAUUACGACAUGUCCCAAUCAACAUCCAUCAGCCUUCUCAUCCCCUCUGAGGCAUCCCUGACUUCCGAAGAUCUCCAAUCUCAAAUUCAACGCGUUGUCGUGCAGAAAGGUCAUUUUCGUCAUGUGACUGAACGUUCCUUGUUAGCCGAAAUCCAGGGCAAAGCCCCUGCUGCGGACAGAGAUACCGACGGCGUAGAUGGGCCCGGAGCUGAAGAGGAUGAGUCUCCUCAGAAGCGUCAGGAACGUCUAUGGAAGCGCAGGGAGGAAAUGAUAGAGCGCUUAAGCUAUGCUCAAAAUGAAAUCCUAUGUGCAUUGGACUUUGUGUCAUUGCUCAUCUCUAAACAAUGGGUGCCAGCCCAAAACUCUAUGUCUCCGGCGUUGAAGGAGGCCGUCCCCGUAGGCACGCUGGCUGGACGCGUUUUAAGGAACAAGCCAGUUCCCCCGCCGGUGAGACGUCAGCUCGCUUCCACCUCACAGGGUUGGAGAUCGGAGGGUUUUCGGUCUGCAUCAGAGAAGCUAUUGUCGGCGUCAAAUCGACUGAGAGAAGAUGCGGAACGAGAAGCAGAAUAUUGGGCACAAAUUGCCAAGCUCACGACACAAGGGUGGGCAGUGUCAAGGCUCCCUCGUGAUCGUAAAGCAAUCGGAGUGCAUUUUGGGUUUCCUCAAUCCGCACCCCAAUUCCGGGACAAAGGCUUCGCUCUGCUCCGGCAACUUGAUGAUGGGAGGGUAACCUUGGACGGGCAAUCUGCACAGCGGAGGCGCAAAGCCUUGGGAGUCUUCGUUAUUCGGCACAACAGCAAGACCGGUUUCUUCCAUUUCAAGACGCACAAAAGUGGCCAAACGGAAGAAAUCAGCCAACAAACUACUGAAAUGCGUGACUCACUUUUCGAGGAAGAGCUGUUCUACGAAAUCUGUCGAGAAGCACGAAUAGUGGCAAAUCAAGGGAUCAAUACUCGUGCCCAGGCAGUGGAAAUCAAUGUUGGAAGUGACUGUCAGCUCUCUUUGGUGUACGACCACGGUCUGGAGACAGAAACAUCAACGAACCCAGACGACAAUCUGAUAGCCGAAUUCGUUGCCGUUUCCCUACGGCUAUUGUUGAACGCUGCUCACGAACAGAAUCUGAUCAGGAAGUCACAAAAAGCGCCUGCGAUGACGCUCAAACCUCGCCAUCAUCUCGAAUAUGCAUUGAUACGACCUGUCCUCGCUCAUCUCAGACACCGGGCUGAAGCUGCUGCUUUUUGGAAUUCCUGCCAAACAAUGAUUCACCCUUUCAAGCAAGCUGGCUUACCCGUUGCAAUUGAGAUUGAGAAAUCAAGCACCGCCUUCUUUCAAGGGUUAAAUAUCGACGCAUCUGGUACAAUUCUCUCUGAGCUGAUGGCUCCCGCUAAGACUGGCUUCAAAAUCAGCCUGACAGAAGGCAAGGAAUUUGAGAUUGUCCUGGCCACGUUUCUAGGACCACCUCUCUUCGGUUCACGUUACGAGACUUCUGCCGUCGAAUUUGCCUUCUCAAAGACACGCAUCUCCCGACAGGACACCAGAGAGGCUGCCUUACUAUCUACAAGACACGUGUUGAUGUUAGAUCUUGUCACGCAUGCCGAAGCUCUGUCAAGACAGGCUUCCAUUCCCUCGGAUGCUGAAAAGGGUAAUUCCAGGAAAUGGGUCGUGUCCCAGCCACACAAUGGAGAGCUAGGUCUCUUUGAUACAGGAGCACCGAUCAAAAAGGUGGUUCUAUCGGUGCAGGCCGAAGCGAUUGUGAUGCAAGUCAGGAAUUUGCGACAAGGGUCUUCCCCUAAGCGAGAAAUAUGGUCAUGGACAUCUGGGGGAUGCUCAACGACAGGAGGACUCGAGGGUACAGUCGAAGCUCGCACAACGUUCGAUGAAGCUCUCACCAAAAUCUUGAAAGAUGGUCUAUGAGAGAAGCCCAUACAGUAGUACUUGCAGAACCUUUCUGGAGUUAUGAAUCAAUUACUCCUCGUAACUGUGAAGGCUGGCACAAG